Cynocephalus volans (Philippine flying lemur) is the source of this 1749-nucleotide messenger RNA. RefSeq lists its product as uncharacterized. Bases 1 to 1749 code for a protein of 582 amino acids. NCBI's taxonomy places the organism in Eukaryota, Metazoa, Chordata, Mammalia, Dermoptera, Cynocephalidae. Gene Ontology annotation, molecular function: nucleic acid binding; RNA-DNA hybrid ribonuclease activity. The transcript is spliced from 5 exons. The record is from RefSeq and is a predicted model, not a curated record. Gene Ontology annotation, biological process: virion assembly.
AUGCAGAUCCACCCAGCCCUGCAGCCAGUGCACGGUGAAGGAAUAUUUGCUCUUACAUCUUACUUUGCAACAUCUGCCAAAGGACUUUGUGAUGAGAAAAUUCUCAGCCCCAAGAAGACAGCCAGGAGGAAUUCAGUUAAAAAGAUUGUCUUUCAGGAAACCGGAGGACAUCCGGACCAAGUCCCAUACAUCAUGGUGUGGCUGGACCUCGCCCAGAGCCCUCCACCGUGGGUGCCGCCCUCCGCCAAAAUCGCUGUUGUCUCUAGCCCAGAAAACACUCGAGGACCAGCCGCAAGGGGGCCAUCCGCACCUCCCCGACCCCCCCUCUACCCGGAAACAGACGACUCGCUCCUUCUCUCUGAGCCCUCGCCCUACCCGGCGGCCCUGCCGCCUCCUCUGGCCCCUCAGGCGAUCGGACCGGUGCCGGGCCAGGCGCCCGAUAGUUCCGAUCCUGAGGGACCAGCCGCUAGGACCAGGAGUCGCCGUGCCCGCAGUCCGGCAGACGACUCAGGUCCUGACUCCACUGUGAUUUUACCCCUCCGAGCCAUAGGACCCCCAGCCGAGCCCAACGGCCUAGUUCCUCUACAAUAUUGGCCUUUUUCCUCAGCAGAUCUUUAUAAUUGGAAAUCUAACCAUCCUUCUUUUUCUGAAAAUCCAGCAGGACUCACGGGACUCCUUGAGUCUCUUAUGUUUUCUCAUCAGCCCACUUGGGACGAUUGCCAACAGCUCCUACAGAUUCUUUUCACCACUGAGGAGCGAGAAAGGAUUCUCCUAGAGGCCCGCAAAAAUGUCCUUGGGGACAACGGGGCCCCCACUCAACUCGAGAACCUCAUUAAUGACGCCUUUCCCCUCAACCGACCUCAGUGGGAUUACAACACAGCUGCAGGUAGGGAGCGUCUCCUGGUCUACCGCCGGACUCUAGUGGCAGGUCUCAAAGGGGCAGCCCGGCGCCCCACCAAUUUGGCCAAGGUAAGAGAGGUCUUGCAGGGACCGGCAGAACCCCCUUCGGUUUUCUUAGAACGCCUAAUGGAGGCCUAUAGAAGGUACACUCCGUUUGAACCCUCUUCUGAGGGGCAGCAGGCUGCGGUCACAAUGGCCUUCAUCGGACAGGCAGCCCCAGAUAUCAAGAAAAAGUUACAGAGGCUAGAGGGGCUCCAAGAUUAUUCCUUACAAGAUUUAGUGAGAGAGGCAGAAAAGGCUACCCUACUACCAGCCGAACCGGAAGUCACCCCAGUGCACAGGUGUUCCGAGAUCCUCGCCGAAGAAACUGGGACUCGCCGGGACCUAAAAGACCAGCCAUUGCCUGGGGUGCCAACUUGGUAUACGGACGGUAGUAGUUUUAUGGCGGAAGGUAGACGGCGGGCAGGGGCCGCCAUCGUAGAUGGCCAGCGGACGGUGUGGGCGAGCAGCUUGCCGGAAGGUACGUCAGCUCAAAGGGCCGAACUGGUGGCUUCGACCCAGGCGUUGCGCCUGGCUGAAGGAAAAAACAUCAACAUCUACACAGACAGCAGAGUGCUGGCAGAAACUACCAAACCUCAAGAGCCAAUCGAACCCGCCCAGACAAAGGCCAAGCUAGGAGAACUCACCCCUGACCAGGGAAAAGAAUUCAUUCAACGGCUACACCGGCUGACACACUUGGGACCAGCAAAAACUUCUCCAAUUGAUAAACCGCACCAGCCUCCUCAUCCCAAACCUCUCGUCUGCAGUUCGCGAAGUCGCCAGUCAGUGUCAAGCUUGUGCCAUGACUAA